Molecule: messenger RNA, 669 nt
Organism: Octopus bimaculoides (California two-spot octopus)
Lineage: Eukaryota; Metazoa; Mollusca; Cephalopoda; Octopoda; Octopodidae
Product: interleukin 17-like protein
Cellular component (GO): extracellular region
Molecular function (GO): cytokine activity
Source: RefSeq, a predicted model, not a curated record
AUGCGGUCACUUCGUUGGUGUUGCGUCACAGGGAAAGAUGGCGUCCUUCCUUAUGUCGUUAUUGCUAUCUCUCAAUAUUUGCUUGCUCGUCGGAUCGAUCUCGGAUUUGGCCGGAUUGACCAGGCAGCAUUUAGGGAUCCCUCUCAAGUUGUAACCUUUCUCUUCUUAAACUACAUCUUGAUUGUAUCUUCGGCAUCAAUUCCAACCCAAUGCGAAAUACCAACAGACUUAAAAGUCCGCUACGAGAGCUUGUCCAAUGCAACCAUUGGCAAUCAUUUUAUUCUACCAGCUGAAAUGGCUCCCGCUGAAAGUAACCGCACAACAUGGACCGAUGGUGAUAAAAGCUGCCCAACACCGCCUGUGUCUGGUGAUAUCUUUCGUGAACGUUCCACCUGUCCUUGGUACCUGAACAUUACUCAUGAUUCAACAGUCUUCCCUCCAUCACGUAGUGAAGCGGUAUGUCGGUGUAGAAAGUGUUUAGAGUCUACAAGCACCACGCAACAAUGUACGACUGUACACACUAAAAUGACUGUCCUGAAACGUACAGGUGAAUGUGUUGAUGGAUUAUAUGUGUACGAACCACAUGUGAUUGAUGUAGCCACAGCCUGUGUGUGUGCACGGAGGAUUGAUUUCAUUGCUGAUGGAAGUAGAGACGAAUAUGAGUCCUAA